Messenger RNA from Prorocentrum cordatum, 1447 nucleotides. NCBI's taxonomy places the organism in Eukaryota, Dinophyceae, Prorocentrales, Prorocentraceae. The record is from the annotation of a GenBank genome assembly.
AGCAGCUCCGCCGGCCCAAGGCCUCAUCUCGCCCUCCGGGCGCGGAGCGCGACCGUGCGCUCGAUGGCUCGCGCGCUGUCGCCCGGCGAGGCCGCCGCGCCCUCGGCGCCGGUGCCGAUCUCGCCGCCGCCGUGGCUGAGCGAGUCCUUCCCGCGCCGGGAGAGUGGGAGUCGCUGCGCUCGUGCCGGCUGCGGGUCGACGAGGAGACACAGGCGCGGGGCUGGACGUCGAGGAGUGUGCGAGCGGUGUCCACAUCGAUGCCGUCUCGCCCAGCCAUUGCCAGGACCCGCUGCUGAGGCCGGGGGACCCAUGGUCCUCGUUUUCUUUCCCUCCGCCAUCUGCGGCGAGCCGCUGAUGGGGCUGCCCGACAACGCGGUGGGGGCCGUCUUUGGCCGCCGCUUCGCGGACGGCGCCGAGCUGCUGCUUCUGAGCUCCGCCGAGCUGCGGCGGGCCGAGAUCGAGCGGGAUGCCGCCGGCGAGUGCCCCUGCGAGGAGCCCGGCGAGCCCGAGGACCCCACGAGGGUGGAGGACCUCGCCAAUUACGACCUGCUGCGAAGGACAAAGAGCUCUACCGAGUACGACGCCGUCGUCCGUAUUCCCGUCGGGCGCUCGGCGGUCUGGAGACUUAGCGCUGACGUGAUGGCGCUCCUGGAGAACGACCUCACAGUCUUGGGGGGCAAGUUUGGCGUCAGCGCCAAGCCUCAGCUGAAUAGGGACGGUGACGUCCAGUGCGUCGUCGUCUCUGGCCUGUCCACCGCGAUCGCAUCAGCGCGGUCGGAGGUGGUGCAGGUCCUGCAGUUCUACCGCCAGGGCCAGGGCCUCCCUGGGGCGGCCACCGGGCCCGCCGACCGGAGCAGCUGGGCCGAGGACCGGCCGCGAGAGGAGGCGCGGGCGGCCGGUGCGGCUGUGGCCUGCGGCGUGCGUGUGGAGGUGCCCGAGCACGUCGAGGACCUUCGCCAGUUUGAGUACCACGACCACACCGCGGACAUCAUAGUCCACGCCUGGGGCCGGACACGAGCAGAGGCCUUCGCGCAGGUCUGCGUCGGGAUGUUCAACUAUAUGACCGACCUCGACAGGGUCGACAUCGCCCGAUCCGUGGACGUGGAGGCUACGGGACACGAUCUGCUGGACCUGCUGUACCAUCUCCUCGAUGAGUUCUUAUAUGUGUUCGGGUCCGAGUUGCACGUCAGCCGCCGUAUCGAGAUCCUCGAGUUCGACGAAGUGGGUCUGCGGAUUCGAGCCAGGGGCUACGGAGAAAAAAUGGACUUAGGGAAACACGAACAAGGGACCGAGAUCAAGGCAGUCACCAUGCACAUGAUGAAGAUUGUAGGACCAGAUGGUAUUAUGACCGAAGGAGGCACCAUGCAAGAUGUGUCUAAUGAGAAGUUAAGAGAAGGAUUUCCGUACGCGGUUACUACCUUAUUGGAUAUAUGAGCUCGCAACAAAA